Molecule: messenger RNA, 606 nt
Organism: Pecten maximus
Lineage: Eukaryota; Metazoa; Mollusca; Bivalvia; Pectinida; Pectinidae
Product: glutamic acid-rich protein-like
Exons: 2
Coding region: 1-606 (201 amino acids)
Source: RefSeq, a predicted model, not a curated record
AUGGAAAUGUUUUUAGAAGAAGAAGAAGAAGAAGAAGAAGAAGACGAGGAGGAUGAGGAGGACGACGAGGAGAAGGAGGACGACGAGAACGACGAGGAGGAGGAGGAGGAGGAGGAGGAGGAGGAGGAGGAGGAGGGGAAGGAGGACGAGGACGACGAGGAGGAUGAGGACGAGGACGAGGAGGACGAGGUGGAUGAGGAGGAGAAGGAGGAGGAGGACGAGAAGGAGGAGGAGGAGGGGAAGGAGGACGAGGACGACGAGGAGGAUGAGGACGAGGACGAGGACGAGGAGGACGAGGCGGAUGAGGAGGAGAAGGAGGAGGAGGACGACGAGGAGCAGGAGGAGGACGAGGGGACGAGGAGGACGAGGACGAGGAGGAGGAGGGGAAGGAGGACGAGGAGGACGAGAAAGAGGACGAGGACGACGAGGUGGAGGACGAGCAGGAGGACGAGGACAAGGAGGACAAGGAGGACGAGGGGGACGAGGAGGAGGACAACGACGACGACGAGGAGAAGGACGAAAAGGACGAGGUGGAGGACGAGCAGGGGGACGAGGAGCAGCAGCAGCUCUGGGUUUUUUAAUUAUACGGUCAGUUUGGCCUGUUAG